Periconia digitata is the source of this 3968-nucleotide messenger RNA. NCBI's taxonomy places the organism in Eukaryota, Fungi, Ascomycota, Dothideomycetes, Pleosporales, Periconiaceae. The record is from the annotation of a GenBank genome assembly.
CAUGUUCAGUGAUCCGUCGCUCGUCAUGCGGGGGAGAGCGAUCUUGGACGCGUUCGCCAAGCAAGAUAGCACCGACGCUAGACCCGAUCCGUCUCUCUCAGGGCUCUCAGAGCCAACCUCACCCAACUGGCAGCAGGACCAUCGCCAUUAUUCACGUUCGCCCUCCAGCCCGGCGCAGCUGUACGCUCUCACAGUCACAUUGCUCAUGAAUGCGCUGCAACUUUCUGGCUGAAUGUAUGCGCAUAGGGUAGCUGUGGUGGGACAGAUUGCAGCUACACCAGCGCGUUACUAAUAACACGCCCUUGAGGACCACUUCCUUUGUCCUUCUUUCAGUAGACGCUUCACCUUCUCCUCAAUGGCGCCAGUGCUCGAUACCCCAAGACCACGCGUACGAUCCUCCGGAAGACCGCAAAAACGUCCCAUCUCCGAUUCAGUGCCCCUCUACAAAAGGCGAAAGUACGCCCCCGGUGGUCCAGGUGGCGGAGGGAGAUUCCUAGAGAAUGCAGGCUUAGAAACACCGGCUGGAGGAUCUGCUUCAGGUGGUUACGCAUAUACAGCAUCUCGCAGUCGUACCAGUCGCCUCAACGCGGAGCGACAAGGCUUGCCCGCACCUUCCCCCUCAUAUUCCCGACCUCGACGCGAAAGGGCGCCUGCUGGACCACGAUCCAGUUCGGCCGCCGCAGUCGCCGCAGCAGUGGCGCACAACGAUGGAUACAAGCCGCGAGAAGAGCGUGGCUGGGAGGAGUUUCACCAGACGCUCGAUAUAGAUGCUGAACUCCCCAUUUUCAGCGCAGACCAGAUCGAUGGAAUCAGUCCGCCAGAAUCAGCCCCUGGCACUCCUCUGAAUGGCUCCUCUUCCAACCAGUUCGCAAUUAGUAAUGGAAUUGCAGCACAGCUGGAAGGCAUCCACGCUCAGCAAGAUGCGCAAGAGAGCCUAGCAUCAAAUGGCUCCAUGAUCACUCCUAGGAAGCGGGGGCCCGGUCGACCCCCCCGUAAACUCGACUCCAUGCUGAAUGGUCUUGGCUCGCCACCACGCCCCCGAAUAAAUCCUCUGCCGACCCAAAACCCAAGGGAGAAGCUCAAUCUGCCAAAACCAAGUACUCGCGAAGUAGACCCCUUCACUGCUUUUGAAGAAAGUGAAGGCAGGGUCAACUAUGUAGAUCGGACCAUGGCAAGUGUUGGAUAUCAGGAGAGCGAAAUGUUCUCAAACCAAGGGGGAGCCUUUAUCAGAGUGCCUGAAGGCUCGAUAGAAGAGGACCUGGAUCUAAUGCUCAGAACCGAGGGCGAAGGAUCCACGGCAGUCGCAGUUGGACGCGUCGAAUACGACAUGGAUGAACAAGAUGACCGCUGGCUGGAGACACUCAACACCCAGCGCCGCGAGGAAGGCGUGGAAGCCAUCAAACCCGCAAUAUUCGAAGUCACCAUCAGUCAAAUUGAAAAGGAAUGGCAUGCACUAGAGAAACGAAUACCGAAACCAAAUCCCAAACCGCCGCAAACCCACCGACCACGUUCGAGCUCUGCGGCUGCCGUUAAUGGCGAGCCUGCCGGUCAAGGCGAAGAGCAGGAUACAAAAUGCGCCAUAUGCGAUGAUGGAGAUUGUGAGAACACUAAUGCGAUAGUGUUCUGUGACGGAUGUGAUCUCGCAGUGCAUCAAGAGUGCUAUGGGGUACCAUUUAUCCCAGAAGGGCAAUGGCUCUGCAGACGGUGCCAGUUGGUUGGUCGUGGUACCCCUGUUACCGAGCAACCGGGUUGCAUCUUCUGUCCUAAUCCCGAUGGUGCAUUCAAGCAGACCACAGCUAUGAAAUGGGCUCAUCUAUUAUGUGCCAUGUGGAUACCUGAAGUCUCGCUUGCCAAUACAACUUUUCAGGAGCCUGUGCAAGACGUCGAAAAGGUUCCAAAGACACGUUGGAAACUGACAUGCUACAUAUGCAAGCAGAAAAUGGGCGCCUGUAUUCAGUGUGGACACAAGUCAUGCUUUGAGGCUUUCCAUGUCACCUGUGCUCGCAAAGCUCGGUUGUGCUUGAAGAUGAAGCAGUCCCAAUCGCAUAACUCUCUUGAUGCUAGUGUCCUCAAAGCAUACUGCGAUAAGCAUUCUCCAAACGACUGGCGUCGAGAAAACGAUGUGGAACAAUCCCUCGCAUUCGCAAAGAGGGAGUACCGCAACACUUUCAAACACGUCCGAUGGGGCGACAGUCAAGCAUAUGCCCUGUCCAUUGGUUCUUCACAUGCAGUACCUUCGAUCGAAGGCAUGGAGGAGGAAGAGGAAACCACAGGCAACAAACGCAAACGAGGCCAACCUGGAAAAUCCUGGCGACUGCCCUCGGGAGCUCCCGUUGUACCCCAGGUCGUCUACAACAACGUUGAAACUGCCCUCAUCAAAUUCAACGUUCGCAAGCGCAAGGAGUUCGUUCAAGAGGCAUGCAAAUACUGGACCCUGAAACGGGAAGCACGUCGUGGAGCCGCCUUACUUAAGCGAUUGCAGCUACAAAUGGAUGCAUUCUCGUCCAUGGAAAUUACGCGUCGAAACUUCGUUGGUAUGGGUGCUGCUGGCAGACCGAGGCUCCAACGUCGCAUUGAAUUCGCCGAGCAACUGGAAAAGGAUAUGGAGCAUGUCCGAGACCUUUGUGCCAUGGUCAAAGAGCGCGAACGCCAAAAGUUGGAAGAUGUUGCGAUACUAACGUCAAUCCUUGACACGAUAUACUUUCCCCUUUCACCAAUUUUGGCGCCCAUUGUCAAACGAGCUCUCGCAUAUGACACUAAAGAUGUUUUCAAAGACGGCAUUUUGGCGGUACAAGCCAAGUUGAACGAAAAAUAUUACACAUCUGUGCAAUCCUUCAGCGAGGAUAUGGCGGCAGUAUUCACUUCUGUCAUUGACUUCACCACAAUCACCAACGUUAUUGAUGCAGAGCAACAGCUCAGCGACGUUGCUCACGAGACCUUGACGGCAGAGCAGAAGGAGAAGAAAAAGCUGGCCAAACGCAUCAUUCGUGGAUUGCAGCCUUUAUUUGACGAUGCGUUACGUAAAGAGUCUGAUCUUGCCGGCAGACCUUUCGAACGAGAAGUUCCCAAUCUUGAAGCGCUUCUCGAUCAAAAGUUGCGUAAAUCUGAGAGUGCUUCUGCGAACGGAGAGGCACUCCAAACAUCAGUGGAAAAUAGCUCUUCUACGGUAUCAAAGAACGAACAACAGGAGCAACAUACAACUGCGGACGCGGCUAACGCUAAAGACGAACAAGGUCUUCAUCUUGCACCCACCCCAGAGGAAAAUGCGGAUGAUCAGCAUGGCAUUCGGGAUGAGGCGGCAGACGAAGCAGCUAUUGCCGCCCAGCUCGGGCAAGAUGCUAUUAUGGGAGGUGUAGCACCUCAUGUUCAAAUGAACAUUGAACGCAGUGUAACAGACGGACAAGCUGUGCCACCGACGCCUCCUGGAUCGGAUCAAGAUUUGCUUGGGCCCAUUCAUCACGGUGGAAUACCGUGGUACUUGAAAGAGUUCGAUCCAGAAGGUACUACUGUUCACGAGGAGCGAUGGACGGGAAGAGAGCUACUCCGCGAUAUGAGCGAGGAGCUUAGCGAGCUUGAUGAUGACGAGCUGAAUGACCUGGCUGAUCCAGAAGCACUGGCUCCGGUAGAGGGUGCCACGGGCGAGAAUGCGUCGGCGCCGGCAACGUUACAGAAGGCAACAGUACGACGGCAGAAGCGGCGACGCAACUGGUAGGAGCAGCGGUGAGAUUGCAGCCUUGUUUCCUUCUCCAUCUCUUUUCUGUCCAGGCAGAAUGGGGUUCUUUUCCUUUCUUUGUUUCUUUCGUUCCUUGUAUUGUAAGUUCUUUAGCAAUGUGUACAAUACCUAUAUACAUAUGAUGGGGUGCGUGUACGGGGGAUAGCAGGCGCAACAGGAGUUUGAGGGCAUUCCACCUUUGCUUCUGUUCUUUUUCUUUUUGUCUGGCUUGGAACGUCUGCCAGGGCUUUUUUUU